Molecule: messenger RNA, 1748 nt
Organism: Vitrella brassicaformis
Lineage: Eukaryota; Vitrellaceae
Source: the annotation of a GenBank genome assembly
CUGGUAAGUGUGCAUUAGAUCUGCACUGGGCACUGCCAGUUGGCGCGUCCGUCGAUGAAGCCGUUACCGGCGUGAGUCUCAUCAUGCCUCUCGACAGACAACCGACACAAACACUUAGUCUUCUCUCACACAUAAAUGUUUCACCCACACACCGCCAGCCAAUGGUCCUCUCUCGCGCUUUCAGUCAGGUCAGGACGAACCUGGCCAUCUCAGGCGCCCCUCCCUCUGUGUAGAGGUCCGCCAGCUGCUGCUUGAUGGCCGACCAUGGUACGUACACGGGACCCUCCCCGCCGGUCUUGGACUUGAGCCCAAACAUCAUCGCAUCCAUCAGCCUGCAGCAAUACAGGCAGGCAACAAGGGCAAUCAGCGAACAGCGUAUCCCGGUCUCUCCUCUGUGUCAUUUGCACCCACCAUGCGGCCCUCUCGAGCGCUACGACGUACUUAAGCUUGCGGCCACGCUGGAUCUCCUCUGUGCGGGGAUCCUGCACAUGUGCAGACGCGUGAGUGUGGUAUCUAUCGUCUGUGUGUGUGUAUGUGGGUGUCGGUGAUCCCCCCACCCACCCUGGAUCGCCUGAGGAAGCUGUCUCUGUACUCGUCAUAGGACCUGUCCGCAGCAAGAUCCACCGUACGGCGCAACUCCUACACACACAUAUCAACAUCACAGGUAGAGCAUAUAUCUUCCUGCACGGCUGUCUGGUUUGCUCCCUCACUGCAUCGUCUGCUGCAGUGGUCCAGAUGGGGAGUUUGAGAGCGACCUUCGCGGCAUCUCUGGCGACCUCGGUGUUGCCCCUGUGUGUGGCCAUGAGGUCGGCGUGGUAGGCCAGCGGCCGACCCCACCCCUUGACCUCCUUGUAGUACUUCUCGCUCGCCACCAUCGCACUGUACGUGUCACCUGCACACACACACACACACACAGACGUCGAUGGAUGGAGAGAAAUGCCACAUGAGUGCGCUCUCUUGCCCCCCCGCCGCCCGCCUGACUGCCGGCGGACCUUUUGCCAGGUGCAGGUCCACCAGUGCCUCAUAGACAUCAGGAAACCUCCCCACCCUCUUGAGAGCCAGAUAUCUCGGCAGCCCCAGACCCAGACGAUGCACGUCACCCAGCUCAUACCCCUCCCCCUCAUUCAGCAGGCUGUUGACCAGCUGAACCGUCUCACCCGCCGUCUCAUCCCCACGCAAAUCCUCCUCUACCGCAAACCGCUUCAUCAGCGACCGGAUGUCGAACGACACGAGCGACACGCCAGAAGGGCCGGGCCUCACGACCGGCAGCGGCAUGUCCUCUGGCGCACUCGGCCACUUGAGGAGGCCCAGGUAGGACGACGGAUUCGACUCAUCUGCAGACGUGUUGCGGGCGAGGGGGAUGAAGAAGGGGUGGAAGUUGCCCCGUGAUGGCGAGGGGGAAACGACCUCAUACCCUCUCCUCUGCAGCAGGCUGAUGAAGUGCGGCAGCUCCUUGGACGGCAGGGUGGCCUCAGGGACUGCUGCAACGUCUCUGAGGAAGGUGAGAUGCUCAUCUGCGACGCUGCUGUGGGAGGUGGAAGCGACGGCUGGCGGUGCAAGCUGGUCUUGGGCGUUGGUAUCGAUGGCAUGAGUCGCCGAGAAGCGCCGAGGCCUCGGUCGGGCUGUGGAAUGAGAUCUAAGUAGGAAGGUGAAUGAAGGACACCACGAGAGGCACUUGAAGACGAAGAAAAGCCAGAUCCGCCUUCUCCAUGGCUUCUCCCGUCCCCAGCCAGCACUCUCCAUGGCAG